Molecule: messenger RNA, 3047 nt
Organism: Gossypium raimondii (Peruvian cotton)
Lineage: Eukaryota; Viridiplantae; Streptophyta; Magnoliopsida; Malvales; Malvaceae
Product: TSL-kinase interacting protein 1
Exons: 13
Coding region: 245-2653 (802 amino acids)
Biological process (GO): pattern specification process
Cellular component (GO): nucleus
Molecular function (GO): chromatin binding
Source: RefSeq, a predicted model, not a curated record
GGUCUCUUUCUUUUUCUUCAAAGUAAAAAGAAUAAUAAAAAAAAUUAAAGGAAAAUUCGUUUCCAAUUUUUUUCUACCGUAUACGUCUGUCGGAAGUUUCUUCCGGUAUCAAUGAUUUUCUUCUUUGUUCAAAAUCUUAGCCUCUUCGAUUCCUCCGGAUCUCUUUUUUCUGUUUCAGAGCUUCUUGAUUUCUAUACAAAUCUGAAGAGGGAGAAGGUAUUAGUUUUCAUGUGAUGCCGUCAACAUGCAGACAGAGUCACUGGUCUCCUUACCCUCUGAGGCACAACAUAAUCAAGAAAAUGUUCCUAUUCAAGUUGGAGAUCUCGAUGUAGCCUCAUCCACCUCGAAUAAUACGGUGCCAGAACAACCUGCUAAAAAACCAACUCGGCAAUGGGCUGCUUGGACACGUCAAGAGGAAGAGAGUUUCUUCACUGCAUUACGACAAGUUGGGAAGAAUUUUGAGAAGAUCACAUGCCGUGUGCAAAGUAAAAACAAAGAUCAGGUCAGACAUUAUUACUAUCGUCUUGUGAGGCGCAUGAACAAGCUUCUGGGUCCACGGUUAUGUUUGGAUGCCAAAAACUCUAAAGAUACUAAUGCAGCAAUGCUUCGCUGGUGGUCUCUGCUGGAAAAGUAUAGCUGCAGAGCCUCAAAACUUCAUCUUAAACCCCGAAGAUUUAAAAUUUUUGUUGAAGCUUUGGAGCAUCAACUUUUGAAGGACCGGAAGAAGACCGUAAGAAAACGACCCUCCCAAGGGGAGAAUAGCUCGCCUACAUCUCCAAACAGUGUCACAAAUCAGAGUAGGGCUUCAGGACAGGAUGCUCGUACAGUCAAACUAUUUCUUGUAGACAGUCAAAACAUUCAGAAAUUAGGACCUGGAAAAGGGUCAUUUAAGCGUAAUAACAAUGUAGGUGUCAACCGUAGCAAUAGUAAAGGAGAGUCAAAUACCAUGAAACCUGCAAGGCAACGGCAGAAACCAGGUGCCUCAUCAUCUGCAUAUAAAAAAUGGGAAAAGGCUGCAAUUGCUGGGGUUUCUUUGGUUGCUGAUGCUGCUGAGCAUUUGGAGAAAACGAUUAAUGAUAAUGGAGGUGAGCAUGAGCUAGAUACCAGAGGUCCUGGCCAACAUGACCCAGUUGAAAAUAAUCAACUUCCUUUGCCAUCUUUCUCACAUAAUCCUUUCACGGAAAACUACAUACAUGCUACUGGGAAACUUAAGCUUCAACUGUUUCCAAUUGAUGACAGUACUAGAAGAGCCUUGGAAAUGGAUAAACACAAUCCACAUUUGGAACUCACUCUUAGUACUCGAAAGAAGAUAUCAUCGGUAUUGGAGCAUCUGAAUCGAAAAUGGGGACAUUCGAGUAUAGCAUCAGGAGAACUUAUGCUUUUCCCUUAUGGUGUUCAAAGAGAAAACCUUAGGGGUCAUCAGAGAUGGAAUCAAGCAACCACUGUCAGUGCAGCAGAUGUAUUUGCAAUGGCUGGAAGCCCCCAAGUAUUUCGCCUAAGGUAUGGUUGGUUUUCUGAUACUGAAGUUGCAUCUUUGUCCUGGCAAGCACCUGUUUCCUUGCCCUACAUUCCAAGUGUGCAUAAUAUGAAUGUAGAAAAUAGGAAUGGCCAGAUUGUCGAAGAAGUACAAGCUGUCUCAUGUACCAGUGAUCAACGUAAGGAACUUAAUGAUCGGUACAAGAAUCAGCCAAUGAUACAGAAAGAAAAUCUAGUCCUUGAACCUUCUUUAACUGAUCCUCAUGAUGAGAUUAAUACAUACCUUAACACUAGUUCUAAAGAUGAUCUUGGGGAUUCUCUUGUUCCUGCAAGAAAUGCCUCAUCAGAUAGAAGUGAGACUUGCAAUGUUGCUAUCAUGAGGAGGUUGGAGGAUACGGAUGAUCAGAGAUUGAACAAUAGCAGUGCUGCAUUAUGUGCUGGGGAGUGGGCUGACAGUCUUACAAACAUAAGUGUUGGAGAUCUUCUUGCAGAAGUGCCUCAGGACUUCAAUGAUAACUGUGUUGACCACCCUGUUCCAGAAAGCUCACUAUGUUUUCAGCAGAUUCCAUUCAGCUGUGAUUCUUUUGACGCAGCUAUUGCUGCUCAUAUAUCUAGGCAUCAAAACAAGAUGGGGGUUCCAUCAUUGGCAUCCCGUGCGUCGUCUAUUUGGGAUGCCGAAGAAACAUGCGAUGCCUUCUUAUUUCCUAAGAAUCCUAUUCCUUGUGUGGACAGUGCUAGAUUAUCUGGCGAUGCUUCCCCAGCUGCCUGCAAACAGAUUGCAACAUCAGACUCUGCAGGAUCAGAAUAUAUGCAGCUUUUCGUGCAAUCACCUGAUCCAGAGGAGCCAAAGGAAAAUUCUGCUUGUGAAGAACUCGUAGAUGAGCGUGCAUCUGAUCCCCACAUCAUGGGUACUACAGAAAAGGAUUUCAAUGGGCUGACUGACAUUUAUUGGGCUGACUCAUUAGGACCAUUAGAUCUUGAUGCACCAUCUCGCAAGUAUCAUAGUGAAGAUUUGAUUUUAGGGGACAGCCUUGGAGGUUUGAACCGUCUAAUAGCCAGCAGUCUAGAUGCAUUUCAAAAUUGCUCAUUUUUCGGUUUGGACAAGAAAGAAUCUACAUCCACAGUUGAAGGUCGGGACACUGCAUCCCCGGCUUUCAAAAUCGGCAGCGAGGGCUGAAAACCUUCAUCACGUUGUGUAGACAAAUUGAGAGUAACUGAUUUUGAGGUUGGAAACGUUUGAAUCUGUGAGGAAUAACAAGUUCGCCUGACCUGAAAGAUGGAGGUUGGUGCGCGGCAGGGCAGGGCAAUUCUGAGUUUAUUAGUGGAAUUCUUCCCUGAUGGAGCCUGCCUCGUCAACUUGUACAAAAACUAAAGCACUUGUUUAUGAUGAUCAACCAUACAACUCAAAAAUAGACGAGGGUGAACCGUUCUGUUUGUGACGCUAUCACUAUCUUCAAUGUAACCAUAACUAACAUCGGCUGUUUGUUGUUUUUAGUCUCUCAACAAUGACAUAUCGAACAUUUCUUUUAUUACCCCCACAAGUUUAUUUAAUCAUUUUUAAUGUUUUUCCA